Molecule: messenger RNA, 486 nt
Organism: Aethina tumida (small hive beetle)
Lineage: Eukaryota; Metazoa; Arthropoda; Insecta; Coleoptera; Nitidulidae
Product: cyclin-dependent kinases regulatory subunit-like
Exons: 1
Coding region: 83-316 (77 amino acids)
Biological process (GO): regulation of mitotic cell cycle
Cellular component (GO): SCF ubiquitin ligase complex; cyclin-dependent protein kinase holoenzyme complex
Molecular function (GO): cyclin-dependent protein serine/threonine kinase activator activity; protein kinase binding; ubiquitin binding
Source: RefSeq, a predicted model, not a curated record
AGUAACGAAUAACUUCACCAGAAUAAGAGUGAGGUUAGUUUACUUUGUUUUGAGACUAAAAUCAUUUGUUUUUUCUAUAAAAAUGCCCGCAGAAAAUAUUCAGUAUUCCGAGAAAUAUUACGACGAACACUACGAAUACAGACACGUGAUAUUACCAGCGGAUUUGGCAAAAUUAGUGCCAAGGCCCCACUUGAUGACAGAGACCGAAUGGCGCAAUUUGGGCGUCCAGCAAAGCCCGAACUGGAUGCACUACAUGUCACACGCACCGGAACCGCACGUUCUUUUGUUUAGACGUCCAGUUUCCCAAACUGAUUGAAAGAGAUUCAAGGACUGGUACAAGCUGUGAUUUGCUAUGCUAACUAAGAGGUAGUGUUUAGCACAAACUGUAAAUAAUUCCAAAACUUACAUUUGGAAUGUAUUAAAACAAGACUAAUAGAUACACUUUUAUUUUAAUACAAUUAAAUAAAUAUAUCUCUACAACUACAA